GAGGUUGCCCAGCACAGCAGCACAGCACACGGCUGCAACAAUGGCCACCUCUCCUAUGCUCUUCCUUGUCUCCCUCCUACUAGUACUAGUCGCCGCCGCCACUGGCGACGAGGCAUCGCCGUCGAACGCGGCGGCGCCGGCGGCGCCCGUGCUGGUCGGCGGGAGGACGGAGAUCAGGGACGUGGGCAGCAACAAGGCGGUGCAGUCGCUGGGCCGCUUCGCCGUCGCCGAGCACAACCGCCGCCUCCGCCACGGCGGCUCCGGCGGCCCCGCCGACCCCGUCCCGGUGAAGCUCGCGUUCGCACGCGUCGUGGAGGCGCAGAAGCAGGUCGUCUCCGGCGUGGCCUACUACCUCAAGGUCGCCGCGAGCGCGAGGGACCCCCGCGGCGGCGCCGCCGCCGGCGGUGACCGGGUGUUCGACGCCGUGGUGGUGGUGAAGGCCUGGCUCAAAUCCAAGGAGCUCGUCUCCUUCACGCCUGCUUCUUCUACCAAAUAAUCAUGCUCAAAUAUAUGUAUUAGUUUCACUCUAAUUAUAUUAAUUAUUACUAGUUGGACUUUACUCCCUCCGUCUAAUAAAAAAUCAACCCUAGUACGGAUGUAAUACAUUAUAGUACUACGAAUCAGACAUCCGGUACCAUAGUUUUUUAUGGAACGGAGAUAUUAGUUUUUUAUGGGACGGAUGGAAUAAUUACGAAGCAUGUGCGUGCACAGGCUUAUACUCCUCCUUUUGGAGUAUAUGGCAUAUGCAUGUAUGGUUUUGUUUGGUUC
This is a messenger RNA of Oryza sativa Japonica Group (Japanese rice), 768 nucleotides long. Lineage: Eukaryota; Viridiplantae; Streptophyta; Magnoliopsida; Poales; Poaceae. The record is from RefSeq and is a predicted model, not a curated record.